CCAAACCAGAUUGCGUUUGCAAAAGAGUUGUGGUGUUCCGUUCUGUAAUUGGCUUCGUUUCUGUGAUUCUGUGUUUAAUUUCCGGUCUCCGUCGUAGAGAGCGAUGUCUUCCGAAACGGGGAUGGAGCCUCUCACGUCGGGGGCAAGCAACCGCAUAAUUCCGCUUAUGAAGGCUCUGCGGGCCUCGUUGAUCUUCGUCUACACGUUUUUCCUCUCCUUUCUCUUUUUCGUUCUCCCGCGCCGCCGCCGCCUCUCCUCCACGGCGGGGCCGCCAUCCUCGCCCAAGAAGCACUUGAGGCGCCGCUGGCUCGUGCGAGAGGAGGAGGACACGUGCCGGAGAAGAGCGCUCGCGCAGGACGUGGGAAUGGGUCGCGACGAAGGGUGGUGCCGUUGCAGCACUUCUAUCUUCUACGGCGUUAGAAAUAACGGCUUGUUUUGCCGCUCUUGGUUCCCCGUCUAUGGUGAUGUUAAGGGUAUUCUGAUCAUCAUUCACGGGCUUAAUGAACACAGUGGCAGAUAUGCAGAAUUUGCAAGGCAAUUAACCUCAUGCAACUUUGGUGUCUAUGCGAUGGACUGGAUUGGUCAUGGUGGUAGUGAUGGAUUACAUGGUUAUGUUCCUUCUCUUGAUCAUGUGGUUGCAGACACAGGUGCUUUCCUGGAAAAGAUUAGAUCAGAUAAUCCUGGGAUUCCAUGCUUUCUCUUUGGUCACUCCACUGGUGGGGCUGUGGUCUUGAAAGCGGCUUCUCAUCCUCAUAUUGAAGUAAUGGUGGAAGGAAUUAUACUAACCUCGCCAGCUUUACGUGUGAAGCCAGCUCAUCCAAUUGUUGGUGCUGUAGCUCCAAUUUUUUCUCUGGUAGCUCCAAGGUUCCAGUUUAAAGGAGCAAACAAAAGGGGCAUUCCAGUUUCGAGGGAUCCAGCAGCUUUGUUGGCCAAGUACUCUGAUCCUUUGGUCUACACAGGACCCAUAAGGGUCCGAACUGGCCAUGAAAUAUUGCGAAUAUCCUCUUACUUAACACGAAACUUCAACUCUGUGACAGUGCCAUUCUUUGUCCUGCACGGAACUGCUGAUAAGGUAACUGAUCCACUGGCCUCACAAGAUCUAUAUGAUAAGGCAGCUUCAAAGUUCAAAGACAUAAAGCUUUAUGAUGGCUUUUUACACGACCUUCUGUUUGAGCCAGAGCGUGAAGAGAUUGCUCAUGACAUUAUUAACUGGAUGCAAAAAAGAUUAUUCACUAUUUGAUUAAAAAAAAAUGUCAAUAAUGGGGGGGAUUAAUGGCAAAGGCAAGACACAAGGAGAAGAAAAGGGAUGCCAAGUUUGGUAAAGUGUAGAAAAUUGAAAUCGCCCCGGGCAAGGGGGAGGCGGAUGCAGAUAGGUAAUUCAUCUUGCAUUUUAGGAUUUAUAUAUUUAAACUGUGUGAAGAUCUUUGUUUUAUAUAAGAAACUUGUACAUUUAAUAGACUUGAGUUUUACUAGUGUUUUCUUCUCUCUUGAUCUACCAUUCUUUCAAUAUGUGUAAUGUCUGCUAUUUAAUUAUACAUGCUAUAUUUUAUA
This is a messenger RNA of Cajanus cajan (pigeon pea), 1551 nucleotides long. Its product is annotated as alpha/beta-Hydrolases superfamily protein. The record is from RefSeq and is a predicted model, not a curated record. Lineage: Eukaryota; Viridiplantae; Streptophyta; Magnoliopsida; Fabales; Fabaceae.